Balaenoptera ricei (Rice's whale) is the source of this 4465-nucleotide messenger RNA. RefSeq names its product transient receptor potential cation channel subfamily M member 5 (gene TRPM5). The record is from RefSeq and is a predicted model, not a curated record. Gene Ontology annotation, molecular function: ligand-gated calcium channel activity; calcium-activated cation channel activity. Lineage: Eukaryota; Metazoa; Chordata; Mammalia; Artiodactyla; Balaenopteridae. Gene Ontology annotation, cellular component: membrane. Gene Ontology annotation, biological process: calcium ion transmembrane transport.
AUGUCAUGCCUGCAGGUGCCCCCCCACCGGCCCCUCCUGUGUACCCAGGUGGCCUCUCUCCAAGAAACAAAGGGCUGGCCUGGCCUUGAGAACCGGAGCCGCCGUAGGAAAGCGUUUUACCGAGAGAUUCAUUCUCCUCUCCCAAAGGGCCCCAUCCGUCCGGGGGGUGGGGCUGACCCUGGAGAAGCUGGGAAAAUACCCCAGCUGAACGGGGCGCUGCCGACACCCGUGAUGGACGGGGCGACCAGGGAGACAGAGCUUCACAGAGAGGGCCCCAUGCAGGGUGCCGGGGGCGCCCGUCCUGGCAGCCACGGGGGUGCUGGCGACCGACAGGGGCCGGGCCUGUGCCGGGGUGAGAUCGAAUUCGGAGGGUCUGGGAAGAAGCGAGGCAAGGCACGGUGUGUCCAGAGCCCUCCUCUCUCUGGCCUCAGCCUCUCCCAAGGCGAUGGGGACACCCAGGUCACACAGCAGGUCAAGACGGGGCCUGUGGGAGCCCUGGCCUCUGGCUGCGACCCUGUCCCCAUCCCCGUGGAGCCCAGCCCUCCCCUAUGCCCAGGGCCCCCUUACCCAGCACCCCCAUACUCAUUCGUGAAGUUGCCCAGUGGCGUGGCCCCGUCUGUGCUCUUUGACCUUCUGCUGACCGAAUGGCACCUGCCGGCCCCCAACCUGGUGGUGUCGCUGGUGGGCGAGGAGCGGCCCUUCGCCCUGAAGCCGUGGCUGCGGGACUUCCUGCGCAAGGGGCUGGUAAAGGCGGCUCAGAGCACACGCCUCAGCGAGACACCCGGGGGCAGCGCCAGUUUCCACACCCCGCUGCCCGUGGGUGCCUGGAUCCUGACCAGCGCGCUCCGUGUGGGCCUUGCCCGGUACGUCGGACAGGCUGUGCGUGACCACUCACUGGCCAGCACGUCCACCAAGGCCCGUGUGGUGGCCAUCGGCAUCGCCUUGCUGGGCCGCGUGCUGCACCGUCGGCUUCUGGAUGACGCCCAGGAGGACAGCCCUGUCCACUACCCCAUGGACGAUGGUGGCCGCCAGGGCCCCUGUGGACCCGGGCGCCCCGGGGAGGGCAGCGAGCCCACUGAGCUGCGGCUGAGGCUGGAGAAGCACAUCUCGGAGCAGAGGACCGGCUACGGGGGCACCAGCAGCAUCGAGAUCCCCGUCCUCUGUCUGCUGGUCAACGGUGACCCCAGCACCCUGGAGAGGAUUUCCAGGGCCGUGGAGCACGCCGGCCCGUGGCUGAUCCUGGCGGGCUCGGGGGGCAUCGCCGACGUGCUUGCUGCCCUUAUGAACCAGCCCCACCUCCUGGUGCCCCAGGUGGCCGAGAAGCAGUUUAGAGAGAAGUUCCCCAGUGAGAACUUCUCCUGGGAGGACAUUGUGCACUGGACAGAACUGCUGCGGAACAUCACCUCCCACCCGCACCUGCUCACCGUGCAUGACUUCGAGCAGGAGGGCCCCAAGGAGCUGGACACGGUCAUCCUCAAGGCGCGGGUGAAAGGUUCACCCUCACGCCCUCCGCCCGCUCCGCCCGCGGCCUGCAAGAGCCACAGCCAGGAGGCACAGGACUACCCGGAUGAGCUGAAGCUGGCCGUGGCCUGGGACCACGUGGACAUCGCCAGGAGCGAGAUCCUCAACGGGGACGUGGAGUGGAAGUCCCGCCACCUGGAGGAGGUGAUGAUGGACGCGCUGGUGAGCAACAAGCCCGAGUUCGUGCGCCUCUUCGUGGACGGUGGCGCCGACGUGGCGGACGUCGUGACGUACGGGCGGCUUCAGCAGCUCUACCGCUCGGCGCCCCCCAAGAGCCUGCCCUUCCACCUGCUGCGGCGCAAGCGCGAGGAAGGCCAGUGGACGCUGGCUGGGCUGGGCCAGCAGGCCCGGGAGCCGCCCGCCUUCUCUCUGCACGAGGUGUCGCGGGUGCUCAAGGACUUCCUGCAUGAUGCCUGCCGUGGGCUCUUCCAGGCGAUGAGCUGUGAGGGGGCGGCGGGGGGCCGGGCGGGGCCGAGGCUGCGGGCUGACACCCCCGUCCCCCAGGAGCAGGGCCCGGCCCGGCGGCCCACGGGACAGAAGGGGCUGCUGGACCUGAACCAGAGGAGCGAGAGCUCCUGGAGGGACCUGUUCCUGUGGGCGGUGCUGCAGAACCGCCACGAGAUGGCUACCUACUUCUGGGCCAUGGGGGAGGCAGCUGCAUCCUCAGAUCUGGCCACCCGCAAGAUCCUCAAAGAGAUGUCCCACCUGGAGACGGAGGCCGAGGUGGGCCGCACCCCGCGUGAGGCCAAGUACGAGCAGCUGGCCCUGGACCUCUUCUCCGAGUGCUACUGUAACAGCGAGGAGCGCGCCUUCGCCCUCCUGGUGCGCCGGAACCGCUCAUGGAGCAGGACCACGUGUCUGCACCUGGCCACCGAGGCCGACACCAAGGCCUUCUUCGCCCACGACGGGGUGCAGGCCUUCCUGACCAAGAUCUGGUGGGGGGACAUGGCCUCGGGCACGCCCAUCCUGCGGCUGCUGGGCACCUUCCUCUGCCCGGCCCUCAUGUUCACCAACCUCAUCACCUUCAGUGAGGAGGCCCCUCUAAGGACGGGCCCAGAGGACCUGCAGGGGCUAGACAGCCUGGACGCGGAGAAGAGGCUGGACCCCGGUGGGCAGCGGCAAGCUCGGGCUCUGGCCACCCGUCUCACCGCUGGCCGUGGCCUCCUUCGUGGUGCAGAGCGGCGGAGCUGGCCGAAGUUCUGGGGGGCGCCCGUGACCGUGUUCUUGGGGAACGUGGUCAUGUACUUCGCGUUCCUCUUCCUGUUCACCUACGUCCUGCUGGUGGACUUCAGGCCCCCUCCCCAGGGGCUGUCGGGGGCUGAGGUCACCCUCUACUUCUGGCUCUUCACGCUGGUGCUGGAGGAGAUCCGGCAGGGCUUCUUCACAGAUGAGGACAUGCGCCUGGUGAAGAAGGUCACUCUCUCCGUGGAGGACAACUGGAUCAAGUGUGACAUGGUAGCCAUCUUCCUGUUCAUCGUCGGUGUCACCUGCAGGAUGCUGCCCUCGGUGUUUGAGGCCGGCCGCACGAUCCUCGCCAUCGACUUCAUGGUGUUCACGCUCCGGCUCAUCCACAUCUUUGCCAUCCACAAGCAGCUGGGCCCCAACAUCACCAUCGUGGAGCGGAUGAUGAAGGACGUCUUUUUCUUCCUCUUCUUCCUGAGUGUGUGUCUUGUGGCCUACGGCGUGACCAGCCAGGCGCUGCUGCACCCGCAUGACAGGCGCCUGGAGUGGAUCUUCCGCCAUGUGCUCUACCGGCCAUACCUACAGAUCUUCGGGCAGAUCCCACUGGAUGAGAUCGAUGAAGCCCGCGUGAACCGCUCUGUGCACCCCCUGCUGCUGGAGGACUCGCCCUCCUGCCCCAACCUCUACGCCAACCGGCUGGUCAUCGUCCUGCUGGUCACCUUCCUGCUGGUCACCAACGUGCUGCUCGUGAACUUGCUCAUUGCCAUGUUCAGCUACACGUUCCAGGUGGUGCAGGGCAACGCGGGCACCUUCUGGAAGUUCCAGCGCUACCACCUCAUCGUGGAGUACCACGAGCGCCCCUCCCUGGCCCCGCCCUUCAUCCUCCUCAGCCACCUGAACCUGGUGCUCAAGAGGUUCUUCCGGAAGGAGGCCCAGCAGAAGCGGCGCGCCUGGGUGAGGGACCUGCCGGAGCCCCUGGACCAGAAGGUGGUCACCUGGGAGGCGGUGCAGAAGGAGAACUUCCUGAGCGAGCUGGAGAAGCGGAGGAAGGACAGCGGGGAGGAGCUGCUGCGGGAGACGGCCCACAGGUGUGGGGCCCCGCCCUGGCCCCGCCCCCGGGUGGGCGUGGCAGGAGGCCGGGGUGCUGAGCCCACGGGGCGGCUUACAGGGACAAGGGCCCCGCCUGGAGCGCUGGUCGCCUCGCCUGCAGGGUGCCGGUCAACUACUGCACGACGCUCCUCUCCACGGCCGACACGCUGGCCCACAGGAACACCUACUACAACUCCCGGAACUUCAGUGGUGGGAACCCACAGGCCUCUGCUGCCCGUGGAGGGGGCCUGGGAAGCAGGAAACACCCAGAGGCCGGCCGGCUGCCCUCGAACACCUGAGCCACUUGGACCGUCUGCACGCGGGGCCCACCUCUCCCAGAGCCCCAGGCCCCACAGACACGCCGGCCUGCCCCCACCUCCAGUGGAGCCCCCCCAGCAGGAUGUGGCUCGGGGCUUUGCCAAAAGGAACCACUCGCUGCCCUGCCCGGCACCUUCCCUGGACGUCCUGGGCCCGGGGUGCAGCGGUGUGUCGUGGGCCCUCCCUGACAGGCAGAGCCCUCAGGACCCCGACCAGAACCAACCAGCCAGGACCAGGAGAGCAGACACUUGCUGAGCGCCCUGUGCGGGGCACCUCCCGUUAGGUGGGCAGCUAGCUGCCUUGGAGUCCAUGCCCAACCUGUGUCGCCCACCAAGAGACUGGUCUUUUUCUGAAA